This is a messenger RNA of Lachancea meyersii CBS 8951, 231 nucleotides long. NCBI's taxonomy places the organism in Eukaryota, Fungi, Ascomycota, Saccharomycetes, Saccharomycetales, Saccharomycetaceae. The record is from the annotation of a GenBank genome assembly.
AUGCACGCUCGUGAUUGGUUUCUAGUAUUCAUUGCUGUAUUUCUGCCACCUGUUUCCGUGGGGUUGAAGAGGGGUUUCUUCACCAAGGACACUUUGCUAAACCUGUUGUUGUUUCUACUGGGAUACUUCCCUGGUUUGAUUCAUGCUCUAUAUGUAAUCAGCAAGCAUCCAUACCCAAGCCACGGCGAUGGAUUGACUCGUCCAAACGACGGUUACGGGUCGCUAAGCUAG